GGGGAAUUAAUUCUGAAAAUGAAAUACCAGCCAAUCCUAGCGCAGAAGGCGGGAUUUUGUUGGAAUACGGGUGGACAAAAAGUGACGCCUCCGUACGACCUUGUUGUUCACAUUCCAAAAUAAGUCCGUGUGAAACACGGCGCCUAGCGUUAGGAUUCCUUUUAUGAAACUUUAAAUCACUAUCGUUGUAUUUAAUAGGAAUAUAUUAUUUCUCCCACACGAAUAUCUAUAUAUGUAUAGUGUUAUUUUAUAUACACACAUAACAAUUAACUAAUUAAAAACACAUUUUAGAAACACACGAUUGGAUCUUGUGCUGUUUCUACCCGGGUCACAAAAACCGUCGAACCGGUGCCCCGGUAGUCCGCAUACGUUUGUUGACGGUGUCCUUAAAGCGAGUUUUCCUGAAUAGCUCAAAAUUAUAUUAGUUCCUUGCAAAUGAACAGUUUUCGUCUCGUUCUUUGAAUGCUCAAUAUCUUUAGUAGACUCCGGAAGUGGUCAUGACUGCUCGAGGCACUCCUAGUCGUUUUUUACAAAGCGUUCUGCAGAACGCAGUUGGUCGAUACGUGUGUCAGCUGAAACGCGUGUCUCUUAUUUUCUCUAAAAACGGGCAGAGUUCCUUAGGGGUCAGGGAGUUCAUUGAGGAUGGUGUGGUUGAUUUUGCCAAAAGGAAUCCAGGAACUGUCGUUUACGUCUCUCCCGAGUCAUGCAGAAUUCCCAAAAUAGUUGCUGAAUAUCUCAAUGGUAAUGUGAAGACAGAGCUCGUCACCAAUAAAACAUCACAACAGAUUGCAGAACUGGUUACUAAAAUGGCCAACCAGUCUGGCCUGGACAUCAUUCGCAUCCGAAAGCCUUUCCACACAGACAACCCGAGUAUCCAAGGCCAGUGGCAUCCGUUCACCAACCGGCCGCCCAGCACAAAACCAGUUGGUCCACAGGCCAAAUGAUGACUCGUCACCAUUAAUUUCUACUUGUGCUACAGUGACUGUUUUGACAUCUUACUAAUUACCAAGUGAAUGUAAUGUAAUGUAAUGUUGGUGUAUAUUGUGGACAAAGUUUUGCUGGCAUAAAAUUGGGGGUGGGGGAAUUCUGCUGAAUAUUGGCUGUUUAUUGAGCACUGAAUAUAGAUUGAUUAAGUCCAUUAUCAGCCUGUUCUUGGCAAUCUCAAAAUGUAGUAUCCUGAGAUGCAGAUCUGAAUAUUGUGUUGUUUGGAUUGUGUUCUGACAUGAUGUUAUGGAGCAACAAAUAACAAUAAAAAAAACCAUUUAUUCACUGUAGAAAAUUAAUUUAUU
Messenger RNA from Ictalurus furcatus (blue catfish), 1289 nucleotides. It is a transcript of the gene mrpl43, whose product is annotated as mitochondrial ribosomal protein L43. Gene Ontology annotation, biological process: mitochondrial translation. The transcript is spliced from 3 exons. The record is from RefSeq and is a predicted model, not a curated record. Gene Ontology annotation, molecular function: structural constituent of ribosome. Gene Ontology annotation, cellular component: mitochondrial large ribosomal subunit. The coding region runs from base 498 to 944 and encodes 148 amino acids. Lineage: Eukaryota; Metazoa; Chordata; Actinopteri; Siluriformes; Ictaluridae.